Rattus norvegicus (Norway rat) is the source of this 4589-nucleotide messenger RNA. RefSeq names its product defective in cullin neddylation 1 domain containing 1 (gene Dcun1d1). The coding region runs from base 54 to 833 and encodes 259 amino acids. NCBI's taxonomy places the organism in Eukaryota, Metazoa, Chordata, Mammalia, Rodentia, Muridae. Gene Ontology annotation, molecular function: cullin family protein binding. Gene Ontology annotation, cellular component: cytoplasm; nucleus. The transcript has 7 exons. Gene Ontology annotation, biological process: positive regulation of protein neddylation. The record is from RefSeq and is marked validated.
GUCCAUUCGCUGCGGAGCCGGAGGAGGAGGGGAGAGGUCCGGAGGACACCAACAUGAACAAGUUGAAAUCAUCGCAGAAGGAUAAAGUUCGUCAGUUUAUGAUCUUCACACAAUCUAGUGAGAAAACUGCAGUAAGUUGCCUUUCUCAGAAUGACUGGAAGUUAGAUGUUGCAACAGAUAAUUUUUUUCAAAAUCCAGAACUUUAUAUACGGGAGAGUGUAAAAGGAUCGUUGGACAGGAAGAAGUUAGAACAACUGUACAAUAGAUACAAAGACCCUCAAGAUGAAAAUAAAAUUGGAAUAGAUGGUAUACAGCAGUUCUGUGAUGACCUGGCCCUCGAUCCAGCCAGCAUCAGUGUGUUGAUCAUUGCAUGGAAGUUCAGGGCGGCCACACAGUGCGAGUUCUCCAAACAGGAGUUCAUGGAUGGCAUGACAGAGUUAGGAUGUGACAGCGUAGAAAAACUAAAGGCCCAAAUACCCAAGAUGGAGCAAGAAUUGAAAGAACCAGGACGAUUUAAGGACUUUUACCAGUUUACUUUUAAUUUUGCAAAGAACCCAGGACAAAAAGGAUUAGAUCUAGAAAUGGCCAUUGCUUACUGGAACUUAGUGCUUAAUGGAAGAUUUAAAUUCUUAGACUUAUGGAAUAAAUUUUUGUUGGAGCAUCAUAAACGAUCAAUACCAAAAGACACGUGGAAUCUUCUGUUAGACUUCAGUUCAAUGAUUGCAGAUGACAUGUCCAAUUACGAUGAAGAAGGAGCAUGGCCUGUUCUUAUUGAUGACUUUGUGGAAUUUGCACGCCCUCAAAUUUCUGGGACAAAAAGUACAACAGUGUAGCACUAAAGGAACCUUCUAGAAUGUACAUAGUCUGUACAAUAAACACAACGGAAAAAUGCACAGUCAAUUUCUGCUGGCUGGACUGAACUGAAGAUCAAUCCUCAUAGUUCAAACUGAGGGUUGAGACAAAACUUUAAGGAUACAUCUCGGACCUACCGUACUCCAUUCUUCUGCUGGUGGUUUGGGCUUGUCUUCUAGUCUGGGCCACUCUAAACAUUUAUAAUCCAACAUUGUGGAUUCCAUCUUAAACCUGUGGACCAUCUUAGUUUGUCUUCCCAUAAGUCAUAGACGCUUGAUGGGGAUUAUUUUGAGGUUUCCAUUCUUGCAUAAAGCACAAUGCUGUCUUCAUCAGAAAACAGUUUGGCAUAAGAAUUAAACAUAAUAAUGAACACCACAAACAAUUUAUAAAAACUUGUUAAGUAUAUGCUUUGGGCUAGUUGCAAAGACUAUGCUGUAGCACUUCAACUGAGAGUGUUAUCUGAGUGUACCGCAUCUGGAGUGGUGUUUGAUUUGGGGGAAUUUAGUUUUCCUGGCAAACCAUAUGCACUGUUGGUGUGAGUAGAAUACCUGAUAAAGACGUGUCAAAAUAACCAACACAUAAAAAAAGGAUAAUUUGAUGACUCCCUGAAAUAUGCCCUGUGUUUCAGACUCUCGCGAAGGUUCUACAAAACAAGUCUGUGGCUGUCUUACCCGUGUGUACACAGUGUCCUACAGUGAGCUUUGAUUUAAAGUAUUGUAAUGAGACGGAAUGUUAGACCCCACUCAUGUGCACCCAUACACCACAUCAUUGGAUUCCAUUACGCUUGGAGAGGCUUCUAUGCCUUUCGAAUAAGUUAAACUAUUUCAUUGGUUUUGAAUGUUUUGGAUUGCUAUACAAUAUAAUACUCUAAAUUUAGGCAUGAGGGUUUUAGGUUUGGGGUUUUUUUUGUUUUUGUUUUUGUUUUUUAAUUUUUUGUCAUCGCACAAUGGAACACAAUGCAAUUCACUUAAUUUAUAAGAAGACAGUAAGAUUUAAAUUUUCAAAAUGGUUGUGAUGAGCCGUGAAGUUCACCCUUUCUCAUGUGGCACUGCUCUUUCAGGCAGUUGGCCAGCCCUGCUGACGGCUGGCUGCUGAAAUGGCUUUACUGCUAAAUCACUGUGGUUGCCAAGUCUUUACUCCAAGAGCGGAGAUUGUCAGACAGGCGAGCACUGGUGCAGAAUACCAAUGGCUUCUGUUGUAUAAAUUAUUUGACUUUUGACUGUUUUUGUUUCCCUUGCAUUUGCUAUUUCCACAUCAAAGCAGAAUGCAGUCUUGAUUGUUUGUUUUGGUUUUGGGUUUUUUUUUUUCUAUGACAGGACUCACGAAUUGCUCUCCUGCUGAAAAUGCUUGUUUGUCUGUUAACACACUGACACGUGUAUUCAUAAAUAUCUCCAUGAGGAAGUUAAAAUGAUGACCUAAAUGUUGGGUGACUGGUCUUCAGUAGGAACAGAUUUUGCUUCAUGUAUCCAGGUCCUCUGCAGGGUACUAAGGAGUGUUCCUCAGAAUAGCAGAACAGUUUAUGCAGAUAUGGAAAUGAUUAAAACUGCUUUCUAGUCACAUGAUUUGGAGAAUGCAUAGAAAACUUACAUAUCAUUAAUCCAAUCAUAACUUUAAUUGAGGAAUGCAUUUCUACCAAAAGAAGCUUAGAGUAAAUUUCUAUUCAUGUUACAGGGAUUGGUUAUUAAAAGAAAAUAGAAUCUUGCUGUUUUCAGUAUUUCUUGAUUUUAUUUUUGUAAAUAUGAAGAACUUCAAUUAUGAAAAAAAUUAAAGAUAUAUGUGUAUAUAUAUACAUAUAUAUAUAUAUAUAUAUAUAUAUCUUUAAAAGUUUUGCAGACCUAUAUUGUUUAUUCCCUACGUGGAACAUUUUGAGUUCUUGGUAUUGUUUUCAGAUUGAUUGAUUCAGAUACGAUUUGUUUUCAAAUGAGACUCCAUUAGCUUCUUUCCCUGCCUCAUAAAUUUUUUUUUCAUAAAAAUCUUGAUAUUUGUGUGUGGCCUAAUGCUUUGGGUUUUACAGAUUUUAUUUUUAAAUGCAAGACUUUGGAACAAAAUAGUGAUUGUCAUCAGUUUGGCACUAAACAUUUACAAUUACUGUGUAAUUAUAAACAAAAAUAUAUAAAGCUUUUGAUUAUGUAGCAAAAAACGUUAAGGCUGUUCACAGUGAUGGCAUCUUAGAAUUAAAACCAUUGCUAGGGCUCAAACAAGAAAGUUGAUUUAAUGUGUUUAUUCUGAGGGUGAAUGUCUGGUUAUAGGGAAUGUUUUGUACUAAAAAUGCUUACCCUGCUGGGGGAGGGGCGUCGGUGAGUCUGAGAGAGAGGCCAUGUGCGUACACAGCGAGCUCUACUGCUUCAGUUCAUGGGGUCUUUGGGUGAGGUUUCCAAGCUGAUUACUUUCUUUUUUUAGACAGAGCCACAAGGAGAGUUUACUUUUUGCCAAAUGUCAUAACAGGUACACAUUUUUAAAUGUAAAGCUUUUUAAAUAGUAAAAUGUAUAAAAUGAGAAGUACCCACAUAUAAAAAUACUUGGUCAAGGUUCUCUUCAUCUGCAUAUCUCUGUAAGUUCAAGUGUGUCUUUCCAACCCCUGUCAUAUUACCCACGGAGGCAAUAAAAGCUUCAGUAAAUUUGCCAUGACUAAAUCCUUUACAUCUUAUUUCAGUGUUUCAGAGUUUCACAAAGCUAGACUAUACUUGAGGACGUUUGCAGAAGAGUCAUGAUAGACGAACUCUAGUGGCUCCUCUGGGGGAGAGAAGCUAUGCCAAGUGCACACUCGUGUCCACGACUGCUCGCCGCGACUGCUCACCGCACGGUCAUCUGACUGUGUUGUUGUUUGCGGCAGCGUUGUGAGUGUGCAUCCGUCGUCCUGCUUUUUAAAAGUUUAGUGACAGUAAAUUCACUCAGCAAAAACGUCAGAAGCCUUUUAUGUAAUCUCUUUCCUGAACAUUCUUUUUUUUUUUUAAAGUACUUAACCCUUCAUCCUUUUUUUUAAUUUAUUAUGUAUAUGAAUACACUGUAGCUAUAUCUUCAGACACCAGAAGAGGGCAGCAGAUCUCAUUACAGAUGGUUGUGAGCCACCAUGUGGUUGCUGGGAAUUGAACUCAGGACCUCUGGAAGAGCAGUCAGUGCUCUUAACCGCUGAGCCAUCUCUCCAGCCCUCCUGAACAAUUCUUAGACAAGAUAGACGACUCUUUUCCUCAGAGAUCUACUGUAGUUAUUUAUUUUUUCCUUUGAUGAUAAGUUUUGAGUCAUUCCAUGCCCACUCUGCUUAGGGGUUUAGGUGUGUUACUGUUAAGGACUGCUGGUUGGAAACCUGUAAUUUUGGCAUACAAAUAGAAGAAACAAGUUGACCUAAGAAUAAUUUUGGGAUUAAAAAUGGGAAAAUGGUGUUGGGAAAAAUUACAAUUGUUUACAAAGUAUGCCUUUGUAAAAUAAAUCAACUUUUAGUGAGAAUUUAUGUGGCUCUGAAUGUUAAACUGUAUUUAAUAGGAAAUAUUUACCUGACAUCUCUGGGCUUUUUUUUGUUGUUGUUAUUGUUGUUACCUUAAACUUUGAAUAAUAUGAUUUAUAUUGAAUGCUGAGAUGUUUUGAUAAGAGUUUAUCAAAUUUGAUAAUGUAAUGAUAAAUGUUUUAAAAUGUGAACUAUUUAUCUUAAUAACUGAAUUGUGGUUUUUAUAUAACAGAUGACGGAUAGGGUCACACUGGCUCACCAUUUAAUUGAUUAUAAACUUGAGUGUAUUUCUGAA